GAAAGAGGAAGUCUAUGCAAUCACAAAGCUGUGACAUUGCUGGGAUAACAGGAAAAUAAUGGAACAGCUUGCAUGACUGGAGUGAUACGGUGGAUGGACACGAGCUUAACAAGCAGUGUACUCCUGUUGAGGCUGAUGGUAAAUGUGCUUGAGGCAGCCACAGAACAAUGUAACUGAAUCACACAUCCUCUUUCACCUGGUCUUCAGACAAUUUUAAAAUUUGAAAUCCUUGGGAAAGCGUUUUGAAGUUCUUCUCAACAUAUUCUUUUUUCUCAGAAGUCUACUGCUAAAAUGAAUUCUACAGAGCCUCAUGCUGCAGAUUAUUCAUAUUAUUCAGACUAUGCCUCUCUAAUCACGCAACCGUGUUCUAAGCUGGAAGUCAGGAGCUUCACAAAAGCAUUUCUGCCAGUUGCGUAUUCAUUGAUUUGUAUCGUUGGGCUUGUUGGUAACAUCUUUGUAGUGAUGACCUUUGCUUUGUAUGAAAGAACCAAGUCCAUGACGGAUGUGUACCUCUUAAACAUGGCCAUAGCAGACAUACUGUUUGUUCUCACUCUCCCACUGUGGGCAGUGAAUUAUGCUGCUGACAAAUGGAUUUUUGGUGAUUUCAUUUGCAAAAUGACCAGAGGUAUCUAUGCAAUCAACUUCAGCUGUGGCAUGCUGCUUUUGGCCUUUAUCAGUGUGGACCGGUACAUUGCUAUUGUACAGGCAACAAAGUCAUUUAAACUCAGGGCAAGAACACUCGCGCAUAGUAAACUCAUUUGUUUGGUUGUGUGGGUAUCAUCAAUUUUAAUCUCUAGUUCCUCUUUCUUAUACAGUGAAAGUUACAGCUUCUCCAUCAAUGAAACCAAAGAGAUUUGUGAUCAGAGAUUCGACAGAAUGUCUGAAAGCACAAUGCUGAAAUCACUGCUGCUGUGUCUACAAGUUGGAUUUGGAUUCUUUGUACCUUUCAUAUUCAUGAUUUUUUGUUACACGUUCAUUGUCAAAUCCUUACAACAAGCUCAGAAUUCCAACAGAAACAAAGCAAUCCACGUAAUUGUAUUAAUUGUAGCUGUUUUCCUAGUUUGUCAGGUACCUUAUAACGUUGUUCUUCUUGUAAUAGCUAUAAAUAUGGGCAAGAUAGACAAAUCUUGUGAGAAUGAAAAGAUAAUGGCUUAUGCAAAAUACACCACUGAAGCCAUAGCAUUUUUACACUGCUGUAUGAACCCUGUGCUCUAUGCAUUCAUUGGAGUGAAGUUCAGAAGUUAUUUUGUGAAGAUAAUGAAGAACCCAUGGUGCAUGAGAUACAAGAAACACAAUAAAUGGAGUUCAAGGACAAACUCCGAUGUUUAUCAUUCAAGACAGACUAGUGAAACUCUGACUGACAAUGGAUCUUCUUUUACUAUAUGAUACCAUGUGAAAAAAAUUAUCACUGCAGGACUCUUCUCACUGAGCAACCCAACCCAGUGUCUCUGUGACUGUGACAAGUCAUUUGGGCUUCUCUGCACCUCUAAGGGAGCUCCCAUGAUCUACAACUGCUUUCAAGGAAAAGAAUUAAGCUAAAAGAAUAACACUGUCCCAUGGAAAACUAAAAUCUUAUUCAACUUCCUUACCAUUCAUGUUCUUAUAAAGUGCAGUCUCUAAGAAUUACUAGGAAAGUGAAGUUUAGAAAGGAACUCUCCUUGUUUUCUAAGUCAAAAUUCCAUCCCAUCUGUCCUACAUCACCAAAAUACCUCAAAAGUACUAAGUAAACAAACCAGGCUAUGUUCAGGCUCAUUCUACUUACACUCAUGUUGAUUCUGUUAUUUACUUCUACCUGGAAAUCCCAUUUAAGUAUAGGUCUCCACUGCUUUUUUAGCAGACAGGUCAUGUUGUGAUGGUACUAACCUAAAGAGAUGGCAUUUUGAGGAAGCAUGGCAAGCAAAACAAAGCAAGAACUGAAGAAACAGGCUCAAAGCUGCUGACAUACCUGGGCUUAGGUGUUAAAUCUCAUUAAUCUUUUCCUGGUUCUACACUCCAUCUGUUCAUCAGGACUUCCUUAAACCAAGGCUGAGGGUGGUCAAAGCCAACAGUGACCUGUCUACUAAAAAGAAUAUUAGAAAAACAGAACAUCAUUAAUUAAAGAGAACACUGAAAUAUCCACAGAAAGAUUUUCUGGCAUCUCCUGAGAUUAUCUUCUGAACAGAGAAUGGAUUUUUGCUUGAGAGAGUCUUCUUUUCAUUUGGCAUAGGAUUCAGGUGCUGGAAUCCAUCAAAGCUGAUAAUAUGGUGAAUGUCUCUUUGCGAAAAUUUCUCUCUUUCUAGCUGAAAUUCACACUUAAUUUUUUAAAAGGCAACGAACUGUGCAGAACUGCAAUUAUUUCAAUAUUUUUUGUUGGAACUUGGGUGGCAAAAGAGAAGGCAUUUCUUGGAAUUUAUCUACCUUUAGCAAAGUUUCCUUAGGAAGGGACUUACUAGCACAACUAUGCAUAGAUGAAAUUUACUUUAUUAGCUCCAGAAAUUAUUAAGGACUAUAUCUAAAAAUCAGAUCAGAAACUGACUUAAUUCAGCCAGAAUUUUUACUGCAUCAGCAUUUGACUCACUAUGAAUAUAGAAAUAGUUAUAAUAAAUGCAAUUAAUUUUUACCCAGCCAUGACUUUUCAGCAGAUCCUUAGUGGAUCUUCUAGUCAUUGAAAAAGCUUAACCGCACUGUAGGAAUCAUGGUAGGAUGGUAAGGUAAACAGGAGCCAGAGCUGGAGGGCAGGGGGAUAUGAUGAAGGAGAGAAGAGGAGCACCACUGUUUGCAGUUUGCUGAAGUACCUACCAGUCCUCUGUAGUUCUGCUGCAAUGAGGUAUAAGCCAUGAAGUUAUUUGGAUAGGUUGUUGUGUGGGACUUAACACAUAAGCUGAGAUCUGCAGCUUGCUGUUUAUCUUGGUUGAGUUUUUUUUAAGUUCAUGACUAAAGUGACAUCAGGGCUCGGAUCACUAACCACAUCGUUCAGCGCCAAUGCAAAGGGUCAAGAAGGACAGUGCUGGAGUUGAAGAUCCCUUGAGGAAGGGCAUUGAUAUGGUACAACACAAAACUAGCAUAGCCUUGGCUGGCACAGUCCGUCCUUGUUGACAGAGCAGAGUGAGGUUUUUUUCAAUAUCAGUGCUAGGUGUGAUAAAGAUUGCAUAUAUUUGUCACAACCGAAUACCAACUUAGGCAAGAACAUGAUAAAAAUUGUGUAAAUGCAGAUGCAUGCAUUUUCUGUAUAUAGCACUG
Molecule: messenger RNA, 3219 nt
Organism: Cuculus canorus (common cuckoo)
Lineage: Eukaryota; Metazoa; Chordata; Aves; Cuculiformes; Cuculidae
Gene: CCR6
Product: C-C motif chemokine receptor 6
Exons: 4
Coding region: 292-1386 (364 amino acids)
Biological process (GO): G protein-coupled receptor signaling pathway; immune response; chemotaxis
Cellular component (GO): membrane
Molecular function (GO): chemokine receptor activity
Source: RefSeq, a predicted model, not a curated record